UCAUCUUCAUGCACAGUGAUUAAUUGCUAUGCUUUCAGGCCCUUCAGAAGUCUUUCUCCUAGCAAUCCCUGGAUGGAAUGCAGCCCCACAAAACAGUGUUUUAGAUGAUGAAGGCAGCAAUCUGCGUCAACAGAAGCUUGACAGACAGCGAGCACUGCUGGAACAGAAGCAGAAAAAAAAACGUCAGGAGCCACUAAUGGUUCAGUCCAACGUAGACAGCCGUACAAGAACGCGCAAAACGAAGCAUUCAGAGGAACAAGCGCCGUUGGUUGAAUCAUAUCUUAACAGCAACAGCAGCACCAUUUUUCAUGCAGUUCAGGAGGCCGAGCGGGAAGAUGUAAAGGUGGUAGCAGAUGCACAAGCUCCAAAAUCGACUAAAAAAACCAAGGCAGCAGCUGCAAGCUGUCAAACUGGCAGUACAAGAAAGGAGAAAAAGGGGAAACACAAAGGAAUUGAUGGCCCUGCAGCCUUUCAAGACGACAUUCAGGAGGUAGGAAGUCAAAUUCAGAUUCUUACUGUGGGGCAGUCCAGCCACAGUGAAGAUGACGGAGAGACAAUGGCUAGUGGCCGACAACAAAGCAGGCAGGAUCUUAGAGUAACCAUGCAGAAAAAGGAUCCCCAUGCAAAUACAUCCUGGUCCACUUCCACCUCCCAAUCCAGUCUUGUGGCCCUGGAUCAUGUGCCAGGCAUUUCAAGCAGCAUGAAUUUUGAUGAAGAGGAUGAGGAUGACGAAGACAGCUCAAGUUCCUCCCAGUUAAACAGCAACACUCGACCUGGCUCUGCAACAAGCAAGAAAUCAAACAAGGAGGCAGCCUCAGCUCCCAGCCCUUCCACAAAUGAGCCUGUUGUAGAUGUUGAUGAUUUGGAGGAGUUUGCCGUGAGACCCGCUCCCCAGGGCAUCACUGUGAAAUGCCGAAUCACAAGAGACAAGAAAGGAAUGGACCGAGGAAUGUACCCUACCUAUUACCUCCACUUGGAAAGGGAGGAUGGUAAAAAGGUAUUUCUAUUAGCUGGAAGGAAGCGAAAGAAGAGCAAAACUUCUAAUUACCUCAUCUCUAUAGACCCUACUGAUCUGUCUCGAGGUGGAGAGAGUUUCAUUGGAAAACUAAGAUCAAAUCUUAUGGGAACUAAGUUUACGGUAUAUGACAAUGGAAUAAAUCCAAUGAAAACAACAUCAACCCUAGAAGCAAGUAACCUGCGUCAGGAGCUAGCUGCUAUUUGCUAUGAAACAAAUGUCUUGGGAUUUAAAGGACCUCGCAAAAUGAGUGUGGUCAUACCAGGAAUGAAUAUGGACCAUGAAAGAGUUUCUAUCCGACCACGUAAUGAGCAUGAAACACUUCUUGCAAGAUGGCAGAACAAAAAUAUAGAGAGCGUCAUUGAGCUGCACAACAAAACUCCAGUCUGGAAUGAUGACACCCAGUCCUAUGUGCUAAAUUUCCAUGGUCGAGUCACACAAGCCUCGGUGAAAAACUUCCAAAUUAUUCACGACAAUGACCCUGACUAUAUAGUGAUGCAGUUUGGCCGUGUGGCUGAGGAUAUAUUCACCAUGGACUACAACUACCCAAUGUGUGCACUGCAAGCCUUUGCUAUUGCCCUCUCCAGCUUUGACAGCAAAUUGGCUUGUGAGUAAAAGGAAGUGGUAGAGUCUCCACACAACUGCUCAGUAUGCCCCAAGGGAAAACAACAUUGAUAUCAUUUAUGGUUCAUGCAAAACAGGCCAGGGAAAAAUCAUUUUCUGAAGGACCAUCAUAUUGCUGGGGAGAAAAUAAUGGGAAUCUUUAAAACAUUCAGGACAUUCAGGAAAUAUUGUUUUAUCUGUUAUAUAUUUUUCUGCAAGUGGCAUCAAGUUUCUGUAAAUAAAAGUCCUAUCUGAUAUUCUAAGCUAUGUUAUGGAGAUGAGCCAUGGCUCAAGAAACACCAUUCCGAAUGGUGUGUCUUUUCUAAAUCCACAAAAGCGAUCUAAAAAAUAAAAGUCAGUUUUUCUGUUUAAGAAGUAUUCAGAGGCUGUGAUCAUACCUCAAGAUUGUGUGGAAUACUUUGAACUUCACAUUGCCCGACAGGAGAAAAGAUCACCAAAAAAGAUGCACUUUUUGAACAGACAAGGACCUCGUGUAAUAUAAAACCAAGCCUGAGGGCGGAAGGCCUAUAUUGGACUGAACUUGAUUUGUUGCUAUUAUUUAUGUGGAGGAGCAGGGUGAGUUUUAAUUAUAGUAGGAGAAAAAGGAGAAGUAGAAAGCACAAAAUAAUGUUGCACAAGUCACUUGAAUUCUAAAGUGUCAUUUUUUUAUGUUUUAGCAUCAAUUUGCUUUUAAGUUCUGUUUCAAAUGAAAACCUAUUGGAAUUCUAGAAUGGGGGGCUGAAGGGGGACUGAAUACCAGCAGUUCAGCAUGUUGGGUCUUUGUAGAUCACUCUAACAAUUCAGAUACUUAUUUUGUAUCAAAUGAUAUAAAAUAUUUGGAUGAAGAGUUCCUCACAAAGAUGCAUCAUUAUUUUAAGCCAGUUGUGUGAGUGGCUGAGAUAGGUAGUAGAGAUAAUAUAUUACAUUAAUCUGGCCUCUUGUGAUUAGAUUUUGGAUAUUGAAUUUUGUCAAAUCUACAGUUACAAACAAUUUUCAUAUUUAUUUCUCAUUGUAAAAGUCAUUGAUAUCUAUUCAAAUCUAUUUUACAUUUUAAUUAAAAGCACCAGCUACUGAGGUGAAUUCUUCUAGGCAAAUUCAGUGUACCUUACAGACAAAUUCAGGACACACAAAUAGCUUAAAAUAGGAUUUUUUCUUUUGUUUAAACUUUUCUGAUAGACCUGGGAGAUAUAAACAACAAUUAUGAAAGGUCUAGAAAAUAUGAGCCAUGAGGAAAGACUGGAAGAAUUGGAUUUGUUUAGUUUAGGAAAGAGAAGACUGAGAGGGGACAUAAUA
Pelodiscus sinensis (Chinese soft-shelled turtle) is the source of this 2911-nucleotide messenger RNA. The record is from RefSeq and is a predicted model, not a curated record. Lineage: Eukaryota; Metazoa; Chordata; Testudines; Trionychidae.